Molecule: messenger RNA, 1275 nt
Organism: Microplitis demolitor
Lineage: Eukaryota; Metazoa; Arthropoda; Insecta; Hymenoptera; Braconidae
Product: facilitated trehalose transporter Tret1
Exons: 5
Coding region: 1-1275 (424 amino acids)
Biological process (GO): transmembrane transport
Cellular component (GO): membrane
Molecular function (GO): transmembrane transporter activity
Source: RefSeq, a predicted model, not a curated record
AUGGCCUCGGUACCGGAGAUCAAUGUUUUUAAUGAAGCGAAUGCCAAGCCAAAGAGGUUAAAGCAACAUAUUUCAGCGAUCAUCAUAUCGUUUAGCGGGCUGGCACUUGGAGUUACGAUAGGAUGGAAUUCCAGUGCAGGUGAUACAUUGAGGAAUGUUUUAAAUGCCACAACCACUGAGAUAGGGAUUGUGGGUGGUGUUGUAAAUGCCGGUAGAUUUUUAUGUGGACUUGCAGGCGGUACUUGUUGCGUUGUAUCGCCUAUUUUUAUAUCCGAAAUAUCAGACAAAAAUACCCGAGUGCGACUGCUGGUUUAUUUUCAACUCUUGAUAAACUUGGGAAUAUUUUAUGCCUUUUUAGUCGCGUACUUUUACGACAAACAAGACAAUAUUUGGCGUUACAGUUUGAUUUGUGCCGUCAGCUGUGCCCCCAUUAUUUGGAUUACAUUUUUACCCGAAAGCCCGCUCUAUUAUUUAUCAAUAGAUGACGAGCACUCGGCCGCUAAAUCGAUCAAGUGGUAUCGCGGUGAUGGGUUCAAUCACGAGCUCGAUCAAUUCAAAAAAAUUAUCAAAGCCGAGGCGCCCAAAUGCAAGGUGUUAAAAAAUCACCGAGUAAUCCAGGCAAUAAUCGUGUGUCACGGCGUGAUAAUAAUCCAACAAUUAAGCGGCAUAAAUACGCUCACAUUCAACGCCACUGUGAUAUUCAACAAUGGCGGCUCCGGAGAAUUAACAGGAUCCGAGCAGACUUUAGUAAUCGGAGGGCUACAGAUAAUAUCAACCAUUUUGUGCAUGCUGACGAUCGAUUAUUUGGGCCGGAGAAUACUUCUGGCCGUGUCUGGAAUGUUAAUGGGCGCAUUCAUGGUACUAUUUGGUUGGUAUAUAAACGUCCGAGAUGAAGAUCCCCAAUAUUACGAGGAAAUUUAUGGCUGGAUACCACCAACAUGUUUGGGAAUUUAUUUCAGUGCAUUCAAUCUCGGUUUAGGUCCAAUAUCAUGGUCCAUUUUGGGCGAUACAUUUCCCAACGAGAUCAAGACCUACGGCGCCUCAAGUGCCGCUUUUCUCAGCUGGUCCAUAUCACUGAUAGCCACAUUGACCUUCGGGGAACUUGCUCAGUCACUCGGGGUUUCAAAGACGAUGUGGCUAUUCGGUGGUUUCUCCUGUCUCGGAGCGAUAUUCUGCGGUGCUUUUGUACGUGAAACCAGAGGCGCGAGUUUGACCGAUAUCCAGGACAACUUUCAAAUUGAUCCGAUCCCACUCGACAGUAAUUUCCAACCGUAA